Molecule: messenger RNA, 1116 nt
Organism: Cladocopium goreaui
Lineage: Eukaryota; Dinophyceae; Suessiales; Symbiodiniaceae
Source: the annotation of a GenBank genome assembly
AUGAAGCCCCGCAAGAAGCCGAUCCCUCGUGACAAAAACAGCUUCUGCAGUGCGGCCUUGCAGCUGUUGGCCGGAUCCCAGGGAUCCCAGGUGCAGACCAGGUCACUGGCGCUCCAAAAGGAUGCAGCCGCACGGCCGGAUCGCCGGCGCAUUCGCUGGAACAUGGGGCCAUGCCAACACAACACCUGGGUUUUGGCCCUAGCGCAGUUAGAUCUGGAAGCUGAAGUUGAUAGCCUGAGACAGUGGCGGGGCUUUCAGAUCGGAUCCAAUUGCUUCAUCGUUCGCAUGAAUGUGGAGUUCUGUCACGACAAGCACCAGCUUGCAAAGGUCUUGCAAGAAGUGCCUUCCGCCGCUGGUUGGGUACCUGAGACCUACUUGAGCAUUGAGGACUUUGUGAACUCUGGGCAACAUGAAGGCACUUCCUCGUGGUUCCUGAAGAUCUCGGACGUGGACUACGGCUGCGGCGUGCGCAGCUUCCGCUGCCCGGUGCAGCGCGAGGAGCUCCGGCAGCUCUUGGAGCUGAGCCGCCUGGAGGCGCAGCAGGCACUGGGACAGCUGCGGCGAGCCAAAGGUUGCAAGCCGCGGGAGCUCGGAGAUCAGAUUGUAAUCCAAAAGGCGAUCAAGACCUUCGGGCAGGUGAACUAUGACCAAGGAUUUCCAGGUCUUCACUACAAAGAAGACCUGCGAGUUUAUGUGUGUUGCAGCGUCAACUUGCCGCAUCAGGUCUUUGUCUACCGGCGACUUGGGCUGCGCCGCGCGCCCAAACCACUGGAUGGCACUUUGGAUCGAGAAGUGCAGUGCACACACUACGGACACAUCACACCGUCCGAAUCGGUGACGGAGUGGCCACUGUAUGACGUCAUGUUUCCGCAGAUUUGUGAAGCCGUGAAAAAUGUGAUGACAGUGGUCACCCCAGAGCUGGAAGACAGAUGCUGCGUGCUCCUUGGGAUGGAUUUUAUUUGCGAUGAUCGGCCGUACCUGCUGGAAAUCAAUCAAGUACCACGCUUGUGCUAUGACGAUCCUCGUGUUCAAGCCUGGACUCAGCGCAUGGCGGUGGAGUUUCUACGCUUGGUGGUCCUUGGAAGCGUCGAAACCAACGGCUGGGUGCGGCUCUGA